UCCUCGAUGUUUCGUCUUUAGUUGAUCAUUCGCACGAAUAACCGUUAACUAAUUUAUUACCAGUAUUAAUCUGAACGAUUAAAACUUUUUGUCGAACCGUUCAUAUUUAACGAGAUAAUACUGUGUCAAAUAACAAUGGAUUUGAAGAGGAAAAGAAAGUCUGAAAACAUAAUUCAGAGUUUUUCCAAAAAACGAAAAGUGGCAGUACCUUCCAAGGAUUUGAAUAAUCGACGCAGACGUCAAGAUAAUAAAAAUGAAUUGAUCCAUAAGACCGUAAGUGAAGCAAAUACAAAAAAGCCAAGACAUCACUUAAAUAUAUUCAAAAAUGAACCAAAACCUUUACCGUAUAAUAAUGCCUUUGAGCUUUAUAAAAGUGAUCCGCCAAAAGAAAAACACUCGAUUAAAAACUUAGAUCAGUGGAACUGUAUAACAGGAUGGCGACACGUAGUGUAUGAGAAUGAAUAUGAAAAACGUGUAACGCAAUAUCAAAAGAAGAUGGAAAUAUUUUUAAAAUCUCUAUCUCCUGAAGAUUUAGAAUUAUAUUUUAAGUUGAAAAUACUCGAAAGUAAAACAAGCUAUGGUGCUGACAGUAAGCAUGACUCAAAAAAUGAUGAUAGUAGUUCAUCUGAAGAUGAAUGA
Molecule: messenger RNA, 639 nt
Organism: Sipha flava (yellow sugarcane aphid)
Lineage: Eukaryota; Metazoa; Arthropoda; Insecta; Hemiptera; Aphididae
Exons: 2
Coding region: 136-639 (167 amino acids)
Source: RefSeq, a predicted model, not a curated record